Messenger RNA from Fusarium tjaetaba, 2775 nucleotides. RefSeq lists its product as uncharacterized. The transcript has a single exon. The record is from RefSeq and is a predicted model, not a curated record. Bases 1 to 2775 code for a protein of 924 amino acids. Lineage: Eukaryota; Fungi; Ascomycota; Sordariomycetes; Hypocreales; Nectriaceae.
AUGUUGCGACAAGCCGUCCACUCAUUUUUACUUGCUGCUUUUGCAGGUCAAGCCAUGGCUGCUCCUAGCAACUCUUCUUCUUCAUCCGCCAAAGUCCACUGGCUAGGUGAAAAGCCAGGCUUUACUUCAGGAACUACUUUUGGUCUACCGUGGCCUCAAUCAAAGUAUUUCCCCAAGGACACCAAAUUCACUGCCUCUGGUGCUUCUGGUCAGGAUGUUGACCUCCAAUCGUGGGUCACUGGAUACUGGGCUGAUGGCUCCGUAAAGUGGACCGGUCACGCGAUUGGAGCUUCGGAGGAAGUUCUUGAUGAGUAUGUUGUCAAGGCUGUUCCUUCAUCAGAGGGCAUCAACUCCACAACUUCUGCUGGUAUCAACGUUACCAAGAGUUCUAGCAAGAUCAAGGUCGAUACUGGCAAAGUCACAGCUGUCUUCCCCAAGACGGGCUCUGUGAUCGUCAAGGAGAUUGAGACCAACGGCAAGCGCAUCGCUCAGAAUGGAAGACUUGUUCUUCAGUCGCAGAACGAUGUUUCUCACCCAGGCGAGGACAAGAUCAAGUCUUUCAAGACACUGCGCUUCCAGAGCAACAUUGACAACGUCACUGUCAGCGACCAAAACUCUGCACGAACUCUUAUCACUGUUCGCGGAAAGCAUUCGGCAAGCGACAAGUCUGGCCAUAAGUCUUGGUUGCCUUUUGUCCUUCGCUUUUACUUCUACUCUGGCUCUGAGUCGGUCAGGAUCAUUCACAGCUUGGUCUUCGACGGAGAUGCCGACAAAGACUUCAUCUCCGCUGUCGGUAUCCGCUUUGACGUUCCCCUCGAAGGCGAGGAACUGUACAACCGCCACAUCCGAAUUGCGGGUGUUGAGGGCGGUCUGCUCAGUGAAGCUGUUCAGGGUAUUACUGGUCUUCGCAGAGACCCUGGUGCAAAUGUUCGAGCUGGUCAGUUUGAUGGUAAGGAGCUGCCCGAUAUCUCGACCUGGGAUGUUCGCGUCUCCAGCCGUCUUCACUGGAUCCCUCCUUGGAACGACUACAGUCUGAGUCAACUCUCAGCCGACGGCUUCACUCUCAAGAAGCGAACCAAGGCAGGCCAAAGCUGGGUCUCCAUCCCUGGCGGUACUCGCGCCGAAGGUCUUGCCUAUCUUGGUGGUGCUACUGUUGGAGGUCUUGCCGUUGGUCUUCGUGACUUCUGGAAGCGAUUCCCGACUGGCUUCGACAUUUCUUCUGCCGCUUCUGACACUGGAAGCAUUACCCUUUGGCUGUAUGCUCCCUCUGCUGAACCCCUUGACCUCCGUCCCUACCAUGAUGGCCUCGGCCAAAAGAACUACACCGAUCAGCUCGACGCUCUUGAGAUCACCUACGAGGAUUGGGAGCCUGGUUUCGAUACACCCUACGGUAUCGCACGAACCAGCGAGCUGUACCUGAUUGCCUUCGACAAGACUCCUUCGCAGGAGACACUCUCGAAGCACGUCACACAGAUCAACAACCCUCCUGUCCUCGUCCCCGAAAGCGAGUACAUUCAGCAGACCAAGGCUAUCGGCACAUACUGGGCUCCCGCUGACACUUCAACUGCCGCCUCCAAAAAGCUCGAGGACAACAUCAACUUCCUUGCCAAGUUCUACCAGUCUGAGGUUGAGCACCGCCGAUGGUACGGCUUCCUUGACUACGGUGACUUCAUGCACACUUAUGAUCCCGACCGUCAUGAGUGGCGAUACGACAUUGGCGGUUACGCAUGGGAUAACUCUGAGCUGUCUCCCGAUCUGUUCUUCUGGCAGUACUUCUUGCGCACAGGCCGCGAAGAUAUCUACCGUUUUGCCGAAGCUCUCACACGUCAUACUGGCGAGGUCGACGUUUAUCAUCUCGGUAACUGGAAGGGUCUUGGAACGCGACACGGUGUGCAACACUUCAGUGACAGUGCCAAGCAAGCCCGUAUCUCACAGCCCCAGUACAGAAAGUACUUCUACUACCUUUCCGGCGGUGAUGAGCGCAUUGGCGAGCUUUUCGAAGAGCUUCUUGAUACCGAUAAGACAUACGGUGUUCUUGAUCCCCAGCGAAAGGUCCGCAAGGAUGGUUGGGUUCCUACACCAAACGCGACCGUUGCCUUCAGCUUGGGCACAGAUUGGGGCGCGCUUGCUGGUGGAUGGCUCAUUGACUGGGAGCGCCGCGGCCCUCGAUGGGAAGAGUCCAAGGCGAAGCUCACCAGCACUGUCAAGAGCAUCGCCAAGCUCAAGAACGGGUUCGUCACUGGCAAUGGUCUCUACAACCUCCAGAACUGGACCCUUGGCCCACCUCCCUCCGAUCCCGAUAACAAGGGUCACGUCGAAGUCUCGCAUCUGAACGCCGUGUUUGGUCUCCCCGAAGUUGUGUCUGAGCUGAUUCUGUACUUCGGCGAUGAUCUACCAGAGGGUUUUAAGCAAGCCUGGCUCGACUACUGCUAUUAUUUCGAGGCCACUGCUGCUGAGCAGAAGGCUCGUUACGGUGUUGACUUUGGAAAGCUGAACUUGUACCAGGGUCACUCGCGUCUCACGGCAUAUGCUGCGAACCAAGAGAGCAAUACGACCAAGGCCAAUCUUGCUUGGACAAAGUUCUUUGAGAGUGAUGGAUUCAAGGCACCCACCGCCACGUUUACUACAACCGAGAUUCCGGAGCACGAGGGACUUAUUCCAGGAGAAGAAGCACCUUGGAUUUCUACGAAUGAUGUUGCUCAGUAUGGAUUGGCGGUAAUUCAGAAUCUUGCUCUUGCUAGGGACGCUCUUGAGGAUUACAAGCCAAAGGCCUAA